Messenger RNA from Camponotus floridanus (Florida carpenter ant), 3362 nucleotides. Its product is annotated as nucleolar protein 4-like. Bases 1286 to 2857 code for a protein of 523 amino acids. The transcript has 9 exons. The record is from RefSeq and is a predicted model, not a curated record. Lineage: Eukaryota; Metazoa; Arthropoda; Insecta; Hymenoptera; Formicidae.
GCCAGCCGCCAGUUCGCCGUGAGCGUUCGUAAUGCGAGGACAGUCUGUGAUCGCAUCAGCGAGCGCGGAGCACUCUCACCUCUCGCUUUAAACGACACAGAGAGCGAGCGAAAUACGGAGGCGACAAUCGUGCGGUCGAUUUCUCUGAUCGACGAUUCCUCGGGAAGCGAGCAAGAUCGGGCAACCAGGACGCGAAGGCUUCUCGGCCUCUCUUUUUUUUCGAUCGUGCCGUCAAACGGGCGCCGUUCUAACUUCUAAACACGAGGAUUCGGAGGAUCGCCAGCUUGGAACUUGGAUUCCGUUCUCCUCUUCGAGUUUGUGAAAGAAUUCGACACGAAACAACUAUUCGUUCGAUCGGAGUCGAGCGAUUCGACGAGGUGUGUUUAAUCCGAGUGAUUCAGAGUUCGCGACGAAUCAGCUGAUCGCGAUACCGUUUCAUCGGUUUAACGGACUUUGCGGAGCUGCCUUGCGCGCACCUCUUCAAUCGUGACGAGUGAGAAACAGAAACAAUAAUACGGACAGCUGAGUAAGACGUGCGCGAGGGGGUGUAAGUGAAAGAAAGGAGGCAACGUAAAAAACGGUGAAAGAAAAACAGACUUUUUCUCAGUUCCAAGUGUUCGGACAUUCUUCCGGUUGUUCCGGCUGCGCGUGGGCUUGUUUUAAUUUCGCGCGGCGCCGACACCUGCUACAACUGCAACAACUAACUGCGCGGGGGGGGGUUUUAUCGCGGAACUUUCGUGGCGCCGCCGUGUGCCGUGUAGUGUGCGCGGGGUGAGAGCUUGAAGUUUGCGAGCGCAAGGUGGGACGAAGUGCAACCGUGUGCGCGCGCGUGCGGAAUAAAGAAAGAGAGAGAGAGAGAGGGACAGAAACGAAACACGAUACUCCGAGAAAGUUUACUCGCGACGUGCCGGUCGCACUAGAGAACACCUCAUUCUCUAUAUGCGAGAGUAGGAUCGUACCACGCGCCAGAGGAAGCCGUCAGGCGGAAGCGAAGAAAGGAGACAGAAGAGGAAACGGUAGGGACGAGAAAGAGAGUGCGUCACCGCGUGCACUCGUCUAUCGUUGUCGCUCUCGCGCUCUCCCCUCCCUCUCCUCUCUCCUCGCCUUUGUGUUCCUCGUGAUUGUCGCCGUGCCUUCGCCUAUGGCUUGUCAGUAGCAGAGAAAAACAGACGGAAGAGCGAAGGAUAGAGAGACAGGAGGACAGAGGCGGACAGGCCGAUAGAGACCGUCGAGGCAGAUAUUUCUCACCAAGGGGGAACAGAGGGGGCAUCCCGGCAAACUGAAUAUGUCCGCCAAGCGAAAGUCCACUGCCAUCAUGCAGCACCACAAGGAAAACAUCUCGACCCCGGAGCCAGCCGACAUAUCCGAGGACGAUCACUAUCCAAUGUCGACAGGCUCGCUUAUGAAAGACCCGGAUAAGCUGAAGCUGAUGCUGCUCGCGUGGAAUUAUAAUCUUCAAGCGCAGGCACAGGUCCACCAGGCACAGGCGAACGCCCUCUCGCCAAAUAACUCUUCGACUACCACGGCCACCACUGUUGGCACACCUGUCACCAGCCAAUCUGCCAUUUCCACGGCAAACAACACCAUUAACAACUCUACACUCACAGAUUCUCGAAACGGUUCUUCGGAAUUAGUGGACAUGCCAGCGGGAACCGUUCCGAGUUUGGGCGCCGUGACGGGCGGCGAGGACAUGGCUUCCUUGUGGGCAACUUAUACCAUGAGUUACAAGAAAACGUCGCCGCCGGCAUCGUCGGCGACGCCCUCGCGAUCGGAUCGCGAUCGAGAGUCCAGCCCGCCCGGUGGCGAGGGAACGGGAAGCGCCCACGAUGAAACCAGCAGUAGUGGCAACAAGGAAGACGAAGACGAUGACGACAUGGACGUGGACGAAGGACUAGACCCGAGACAUCACGAUCCGGAACGUCUCAAGGCGUUCAACAUGUUCGUGAGGCUGUUCGUCGACGAAAACCUCGACCGUAUCGUGCCGAUCUCGAAGCAGCCCAAGGAGAAGAUCCAGGCAAUCAUCGACAGUUGCACGAGACAGUUUCCCGAGUUCGCCGAAAGAGCCAGGAAGAGGAUCCGCACGUACCUGAAGAGCUGUCGGAGGAACAAACGCGGCAGAGAGGGCCCUUGGGACACCGCCAGACCCACGCCAGCACACUUGACCUCCGUGCAGGCUGAGCAGAUUUUGGCAACGGCCUGCGAAAACGAGAGCGACAACGCGAAGCGCAUGAGAGUCGGUCUAGAGCCUGUGUCGCAGCCUAUGCCAACUCUUCCGGCUGCAACGCAAACGGACGUUCGAUCAAGUUUAGAGCACUUCUCGAGCACGCCGAUUAAAUCACUUCCGGGUAAGAGGGAGGACACUCCCCCGGCAUCGCUAACGUCCCUGGCACCUUUAACCAGUUUGGCGAACUUACCGAGCAGCACCCUUUCCUCCACGCCGCUGUCGCUCGCAUCCGCGUCAAAGUUGCUCACUCCAACGGACAACAAAAGUCUCAUGAGCCAGGCGACGAUAGUCAGUUCGUCGACGGUGAAUGGUGUCGCCAGUGGCGGUGCACCGACAGCCAUGUACAGACCUAACUUUAGCCAGGCGUUCCAGCGUGCCGGGCCUACAACGGUACCGCCGACCCUCUCAGCUGGGCUCUACCCGACCCAAAGUUUCACGUCGGGCCUACUGAGCAACGGUACACAAAGACCAACGGACCUUAGCAUGAAGAAUACGAAGCCACUGCUAAGUCACAAGUUGAACGCGACGGAAAUGACCGCGGUGAGACAACUGAUAACUGGAUAUCGGGAAUCUGCCGCCUUUUUGCUUAGAUCCGCCGAUGAGUUGGAGCAACUGUUGCUGCAGCAACCAUAGAGUUAUAUUUAUAUGGCCAGCGCUCAGCCGCUUGGCUCAUAAUCACAAUAGUCGACGAGAAAGCGAUCCAAGUAUUGGUAUACCAUGCCAUGAGCACUGCGAGCUCUAUCUGAUCAUCGAGAGAAACGUUGGAGUCAGAUUCAACGUGGUUUAUUCAUUGAUAAUUCUUCAAGGGCGUUUGUACUCUGUCGGCAAUGCGACUUUUCUUAUAAGCUUACCCUCUGCUGCAAAGAGGUUUUCGCUGAUUCUGAUCUGAUAAGACGAGAAUGCAGAAUUGUAUUCAAAAUUUAACACAGUUUGACUAGUUUAGGAAUAAUUAGAGAAAUUAAUCGGAGUUACUUCAUAAUGGGCAAAGAUUUCUUUGACGAAAAGACAACAGCCAAGUUUGAAAUCGCGAUACAAGUAUUUCAAUUCUAUGCAAUCUAUAUAUUACAUUACGCAAGUAUUGCAUUAUUAAAAAAAAUGAUCUUUAUUCGGACUCCUCUAUUGUAAUUUGAUUAAAAAU